Molecule: messenger RNA, 4167 nt
Organism: Zeugodacus cucurbitae (melon fly)
Lineage: Eukaryota; Metazoa; Arthropoda; Insecta; Diptera; Tephritidae
Gene: armi
Product: probable RNA helicase armi
Exons: 7
Coding region: 69-3674 (1201 amino acids)
Molecular function (GO): helicase activity
Source: RefSeq, a predicted model, not a curated record
AUCAACUCCAGAGAAUACUAAAGAUUUCUUGCCGAUUUCAGACACAUAAUUUAAAUAUUCAAAUAACAAUGUUGUCAUUUUUUAAAAAUCUAUGGGAUUCCAUGGAUGCGGAGAAGCAAAAACGUUUAUUUGCGUCAAAACUAGAAGAGGAGCAGAGACAUCUGGACACGGAAAUUGAAAAAGAAGAAAGUGAAAAAGCCAAAAAGGGUGAGAAUUUUAACAUGCAAAAUGUGUUAAGAUGUAUUAACGAUCCGCAAAAUGGUCCUUUGUCUAGUAACGAAGAGGAUAAAUGUUUUGAACGUCUUGGAGUUAUAACAACACUAAAAAGCAACCAUGGUACUAUUGAUCAUGCAAUAUUUUUCGAUAUCGAUGCGGCUUGCGGAUUGGCAAACGAACUUAAAAUCGGCUGUCAUGUAAAGUACUUGGCAUAUCAACAAGUUCAUAGCGACCACAUCAAAGUGGUACAAAUCAAAGACGUUUCCGAAUUGUUUUGGGACGAAACAAUGCCAAGCACAGAGAAGAUUGAGGAGCAAAUAGCCGAGCUACGAAAUGAAAAGCCGACGUUCUUCAGCACACAUCAACGGAAUAUUCUGGGGCUUAUAAUGGAGCGUAAGCCGGGUGCUAUUGUCGUGGAUACCGAACACAAACUGAUGAACAUUAAUUUAGACACAGUAGAAAUAGAUUUUAUACCACAAGCAGGUGAUCGUGUAUUUAUCUGUUGCAACGUACAGAGUGAUGAACAUUUCGUUAAUCGACAAGGUGAAAUACUGCAAGAGGUCAGUGUGCAUCCAGCUCGUUUACUAAAACAAGAAAAAUGUAAAGUACGUCGUUUGAACACCGACUGGGGAGUACUAAACGACGACUGCUACUUUACUUUUGACGUUGUGCCUAACACGUGUAAGCUUGACAUUGGCGAUAUAGUUUUAGCCGAUCUAAUCGAAUGUGAGCGUGAUCCAUACAUAUGGCGAUGUAUUAAAUUAUCUUUGUUAGAACGUACAAUACCGCCGGCGACUACUUCCACCAUAACAGCUACUUCAAAUAACGAAGUCAAAAAAACGGUGUUGAACCCACGCAAAGACAACAAUCAUGCAAUCACUGUUACUGAGGAUGCUCGAUGCAUUUUUUCUGCAACCUUUCAAACCCAACGCAUCGAAAUGGUCAUUAAGAACAAUAUAGAACGAAAUAUGCGUGUACUUUCCAUCGAUUUUUUGGGACGACGACGAGAUUCGCAAAUUAAACUUGUAGACCCUGAUCAUGACAAUACCGCGUUCGAAAUCGCCGCUAACAGUAGCCGCACACUAGUGUUUGAAGUAGAAUCGAAAUUUUAUGGAGAAUCGCGUGAAGUUUUUAUUAUCAAAUUCGAAUCAUUCCGCGUGAAGCGUUCCAUUUUUAUAGCUGUGUGCGAGACUGAGGCGGAAGCGGAAGCUGUACGUGCUCAGCCUAAUCAUAUUACAGCAAGUACGUUGAAUGGUGGUGCACAAAAUCUACGCCAACGCUCUCGUCACUACGCUAAUCAAGUUUGGUCGAAUAAAGGGGAAGUCAUACCCGGUGUAGGUUUGGCAACAAAGCGACGUUUUCUAUCGCUUCGGAUCCCCUAUUAUGAGGUGCCCGAACGAUUGCGCAAUGCUUAUUUAACGUCGACCAGCCGCCAAGAAAUGAUAGACAACGUGGAAGGCAUGUUCCCUUGUUUGAAAGAGGAGCUCAGCUUGAAGAACUAUACAAUUCGAUUCGAAACACUAGUUUUUCUAGAAGAAAUCGAAUAUUUUGUAAAUUUCCGAAAUUACGAUCGCGAGAGGGCGCAUUUCACACGUGAUGGCGAAUUUUUGUCGCUGACAAUCGAAAAUCUAUCUGAACGACGCCCGUCACUCGUUAUUGGUGACACCGUACGCGCUAUAAAUCCUUGGUGUAAUGAUGAUGAUAAGCGUAGUUAUGACGGCGUAAUUCAUAAAGUCCUUUUCAAUCGUGUAUUGCUGAAAUUUAACGAAGGUUUUCAGUCCAAAUAUAACGGUGAAGAUUAUCGUUUGGAAUUCUAUUAUUCGCGAUUUGCUUUUCGAAAACAACACUUUGCAGUGAAUCGUAUAAUAAAGCAUGUGGGAGAACAAUUUCUAUUUCCUUCUCGUGUACACAACCGUGAAGAGCCACAACUGCAAAUCGAAUUAGACAGUGACGAUAAUCUUAUACUACAAGACACCACUUGUCCAUGGUUUAAUCCGCUACUGAAUCCAAUACAAAAGCGAGCCAUACGUAAUAUUUUGAGAGGUGAAACACAUAAUAUGCCUUACAUAAUAUUUGGGCCACCAGGCACCGGCAAAACCAUGACACUCGUCGAAAUUGUGUUACAGCUGGUUAAACUCUUACCCAGUUCACGUCUACUUAUUGGCACACCCUCGAAUGGAUCUGCAGAUUUGAUAGCAACACGUUUGAUUGAUUCUAAACAACUACAACCAGGAGACUUUGUGCGCUUAGUUUCGCAGAAUCAAAUUGAGAAAGAACUGGUGCCGGAACACCUAAUGCCAUAUUGUGCUACUGUGGAUAUGGCUGCCGAUGGCACUUGUGACGAUUCGAUGAUUGUUACGGAAUCAGGCAUGAAAUUACGCUGCCAAAUGAAAUAUCUUGGCCGUCAUCGGGUGACCAUCAGCACUUGUACUACACUUGGCAAUUUCCUACAAAUGGGUUUCCCACCUGGACAUUUCACACAUGUGCUCAUCGAUGAAUCUGGUCAGUGCACGGAACCCGAAGUGAUGGUGCCCAUGUGUUUAGUGUCGCAAAAGCGAGGACAAGUGAUAUUGGCCGGUGAUCCACAUCAACUGCAAGCGAUAGUGAUUAAUCGAUUUGCAUCGGAACGGGGCUUAUCAGUGUCACUGCUCGAGCGCAUACUGGGUCGUACACCGUACCUACGCGAUGUGAUGCGUUUCCCCGACACUUCCGGAUUCGAUCCACGCUUGGUCACCAAACUACUGUAUAACUACCGUUCCUUACCGUCCAUACUCAAUGUCUAUAGCGAGUUGUUCUACGAUUCCGAACUGCGAGCAAUGGUCAAUGAGAAGAAUUCGCGUGAAGCUGAUAUGUUGAAGAAACUAGAUGUGCUGCUGCCGGUCUCAGAGAAGCGUCCGAAGACUCAUGGAAUUUUCUUUUAUGGCACUCGCAGCGAAAAUAAACAGGAAUCCGACUCACCAUCGUGGUUUAAUCCACUAGAAGCGAGAAAUGUGUUUUUGAUGACCAUCAAGUUAUAUCGUCAAGGCAUUCAACCUGAAAACAUCGGCAUAAUUACACCAUAUAUGAAGCAAGUGAAGCAUUUGCGCACGCUUUUUAUCGAAGCCGAUAUUGCCAUGCCGAAAAUUGGUUCCGUAGAAGAGUUCCAGGGCCAGGAACGUGAUAUCAUCCUUAUAUCUACAGUGCGCUCUUCACAGAAACUAAUUGGCAGUGAUUUGCGUCAUGCCCUUGGUUUCGUACAAAGCGCCAAACGCAUGAACGUGGCAAUUUCGCGUGCACGCUACCUCAUGUUUAUAUUUGGCAACCCCCAUUUGCUAUAUUUGGAUCAUUGUUGGCGUUCGUGUAUAAAAUAUUGCGUGGACAAUGAGGCCUAUUUGGGCUGUGAUCUGCCAGACGACUUUGAGACGAGACCCGAACUCAAUGAGAAUGGUGCGAUGAUGGAUGAGACUGCUUCCAAGUAAAAAGUGAUACAACUGAGGGUCAUUUGCAAAUUCAUUGGUAAAACAGUACCUUUCAAUAUGAAAUAUGAAUAAGAUCACUUAAUGUUGUCUACCAAUGAGUUUGCUUUGUGAAACGGGAGAUAGCUCUAAGAGUGUUCCCAUCAUAUUAUCUGCCGAUUCACUAUUUUUUUUUAUUUUUAAUUACAAUACUUCGGCAUUGUCUAUCCUUUCGGUGCAUGUAAACUCCACCAAUUCCCAUAACCUAAUUUCCUUUAUAGUUAUCCUAUAUUGAAAUAGUUUCGAAUGUGUUAUAGUUUUCGGUUAUGAUCAAAAAGUUGGCAUGCGUAAAAAGCUCUUAAUUCAGUUCUACUGGGAGCUAAUAUAAUGAUAUUUUUGACAUCCUAAAGUCCUUGUGUUUUGAAUCUGAAUACAAUUGUAAUACAGCAGAGACUAGUGUCUCGUAUGUAAUUGCUGAACGCAGCAACUUCAAAUCUGGGAUCCCCCUAAAGUGAAA